AUGAAAGAAAUCUUAAGGAAAGUGGAAGAAAUCCGAAAUAAAAUAAAGGAAAUACAAAAGUGUCAGAAAAAUGACCUGGAGAAUUUAGAAUCCAAAUUUGAAAACGCGUUGCAAGAAGACAUGCGAGAAAUAGAAGAAAAAUUGAAAGAAAUCAAAAAUCAACAAAAUGUCGGAGAAAGAAGAGAAACGAUUAUCCAUAAAAUCCAACAAUCGCAAGUAAAUAAGGAAUUGCAAAAUGAAUGGGAAUCUCAGAGAAAAUGUACGCAUUACAAAUCUAAAACAACGCAAAACAUUUGCGAUGCAAUUAUUCAUCCGAACAAUUAG
Diabrotica balteata is the source of this 324-nucleotide messenger RNA. The record is from the annotation of a GenBank genome assembly. NCBI's taxonomy places the organism in Eukaryota, Metazoa, Arthropoda, Insecta, Coleoptera, Chrysomelidae.